UUUUCACCCCAAAAAACACAGAGACAGAGAAACCUCUAACCCUUCUUCUCAGUUUGACCAAAACAGCAAACCAAACUCAAAUCACUCUUCAAACUCUGAGAUGCCGAAUCUAGGAAGCACAGUAACUCGGACAUCAAGCUGAAGAAAGAUCUACUCUUUCUCUGUCUUCUUUGUUCGGAUUCUCCCCCAGAGCCCAAUAACAUGGGUCCCCAUCAAGGCAUCAACUAAAGGUUUGAACUUUGAUCUCUGUUUUGGUCCCUUUGUUUUCAGUAUCAAUAAACAAUAGGGUUCCAUCACUAGGGUUUCACACUUAUCAAGCUCUCUGAUACUAUAAUUUGGCGUAAAUCUCCAAACAUGGAAUUUGGAUUGUGAGAGAUAGAUAUUGGUGGUUUUAUCUGUAAAGUUUUAGUGUAAAAAAAAAAUGCAACCUCGGAGGCAUGGGGGGUUCAGUAGACAGCAGCCUCCGGCAGAGUUUCGAUACGAAUCGGGUGCUGCCAACAACCCUUAUGUUAGUAGUGGUAGUGUUAGUAGGAGGAGACUACCUGAGGAGGUACACCACCGCACUAUUAUUAGGAGGAGUUUGAGUCCUCAGCAAGAUCAUCAUCAUCUGGAUGCUGUCAGUCCAAGGAAUGUUGUCAGGAGGGAGUACGGCUGGCGUUUGGGGGGCGGUGGCGGUAGGACUGAUCGUGUUCUCCGUGGAAGGUCAAGAUCUGGGUCACCAUUGGGGCUGCCUUUUGGUGACAUGAGGAAAAUGUCACAAUUUGAGGAGGAAGAUGGGGUUUUGCGUACGAGUUAUUCACCACAAGCACCGCCGCUACCACUACCACCACCACCACCUGCGGCCGGACCUGUUCAGGUGUCUAUUCCUUUGGAGUUAAAACAGAGACAUGGCAGCAGUGAGGCUGGGAAGUAUAGUGUUAGUGAUGAUCUGAAUGCCAGGCGAGUUUAUGGCUCUGAGCAUAAUGAUUUUGGAAUCAGUAAAGAGGAAUUGAAUGAAAGCAGAUUGUUAGCCUGUGGUAAACAUGGGACGUUAGGUCAAAAACUGAUACAUAUGGAAGACAGUGAUGUAAGAGGAUCAAAACCUGUGUUCAUUGAACGUGACACUGUGCCAGGAGCAUAUCAUUCGCCUCCAAGCCUCGGUCCUGUUAUAACUGAAGGGGCAAGGGGUGGUCGCCUACCAUCAUCAACGCGCAGCAUGAGUAUACGCCAUUCUGACCAAGAAAGACAUCAUUUUCCGGACCCAAUAUCUUUGGAUAGAUCACCAGUGACAGAAGUCUACAAAGAAGGACACGAACCUGAUUUUCCUACAAGGGAUGGUUUUUAUUCUGUGAUGCCAGGAUCUCGUUCCAAGGAUUACUUGGGCAGCUCCUCAACGUUGAAGAAUGACUUCCAAGAUUCCUAUCGGCAUGACCAGCCCAUGUCUCUCGAGGAAUUUUCAAGAAGUAGUAGAAAGCUAAAAGAUUCCGUAAGCAUUAAUGCAUAUAGGGAAAGACCGGUAGUACAGUUUUCUCGAGACCCUGACUCUGGGCAGAAGAAUCUGAAAUAUUACCGGAGAGAUACUCCUAGUAGAGUUGAGUUCGAUGAUGAUGAUUAUGUCUACACGAACUCAAGGGGAAUGAUAUUUGACGAUCACGAGCUUCCACCUGAUCAGUUACGCAAAGAGAUGCAUCCACUUGACUAUGAUCAUUCUCGUAUGGGUUAUGAUCAUAGAAGUGUGUCAAGAUUGAAUACCAUGCACCCUGUUGUGGACAGAAUUGAUAAUACUGAGGACUAUUCUGGAAAUUCGAGAAAGGGUAUCAUGAUGAAUAAUUCUACUUUAGAAAGGCAUCCAGUCUCAGACUACCCUGAUAUAAGCAGAAUAUCAAGUGCCUCAAAGCAGGGUGGAGAAUAUAUGGGUUCUGGACGCAUGCAUGGCAAGUUUGGAAGGAGAGUAUCACAAGACUAUGAAAUAUCGCAAUUGGGUGCAGCGCAAGUUCGUCAAAUCUCACAUCUGAAAGAAGAUUAUUGUUAUCAAAGAGAUGGAAACCUGAAGUUUCAGGACAGGCGGUCUCCUGUAGCUAAAUACGACCCAGAAAAGCAUAGAAAUACUAUUAGAAUGCAGAGGAUGAGAGACGAGCUUGUGGUAUAUGAACCAUCAGAUAGGGUGCUGAAAAGAAAAUAUGUUAAUGAAGAGCAUGGAAGUAUCCGUAAUCCUAGAGAAGUUAUGUCAGGUAAAUGGAAUACAUCUAGAGAGUUCCAAGAUUUGUAUGAUAGUGGUGAAGAAUGGAAUGGUGAAGAUGUAGGAUCUUUAUAUACAUCUAGAUCAGCAAGAGUGGACCAUAAUGAAUAUUAUAAGGCCAAGAGGAAAUAUUCUGGAAUAGAUCAAUAUGAUGAAUUUGCAUCAGAUGAUCAGCUUCUGUCUCAAGACUCUUUGGAACAUUCACAAAGGCCCUCAUUUAGAUAUUAUAAAAAUGGUGAUCAUUACGGCAAGGGCCACCAAAACUAUGGUUCAUUAAUUAGGCAUAGGUCACAGCAAUUUGAUGUAAAAAGUGGCUUCCACAAACAGCACAGGGUUUGGAAGAGAAGUGAUAAUUAUCUGGAAAAUGUCCAUGGUGAUGAUGAUAAUGAUGUUGAUCCGUCAGAAGAUGGGGUGAAUUCUACGGCUCUUGAACCAUUGGAGGACUCUGAUGAGUUUAUGCAAUUAGUACACGAAGCCUUCCUAACAUACUCUAAACAAUUAAAUAUAAACCCCGGUGUUCGGAGAAGGUACAUGGAACAAGGAAGGGCUGGGACUUUAUUCUGCAUCGUAUGUGGGCGAAGCUUCUCAAAGGAGUUCAUGGACACCCAACGAUUGGUAACACAUGCAUUUAUGUCUAAAAAAGCUGGAUUGAGAGCACAACACUUGGGACUUCUCAAAGCAGUAUGUGCUCUGUUGGGUUGGAGUACUAUUAUCCCCACUGACAUAGUACUAUGGGUUCCCCAAGUCUUGCCCAAGGCAGAAGCUUUGGCUCAGAAGGAAGAUUUGAUUGUUUGGCCUCCAGUCAUUAUUAUCCAUAAUAUUUCUAUGUCGGACAACAAUCCUGAAAAGUGGAAGGUUGUAAGCAUUGAAGCUCUUGAGGCUUUUCUUAGAGGUAAAGGUUUAAUUAGGGGGCGAAUCAAGAUGUGUCUGGGGAAGCCUGCUGAUCAAAGUGUUGUGUUGGUGAAGUUCUUGGGAACUUUCACUGGGCUUGGGAAUGCAGAGAGGAUUCAUAAGUACUUUGCAGAGCAGAACCGUGGCAGAGCCGACUUUGAGUGCGCAACAUCCAACAACGGAAAAAUAGUGGAAGCAGAGGGAAACAGUGUGGAGGAGAGACUUUUACACGGAUAUAUGGGGAUUGCUGAGGACUUGGAUAAAGUAGAUUUUAAUACCAGGAACUGGAGUUUGAUAAAGAGCAAGAAGGAGAUUCAGGAACUGGCCAAUGCUCCUGUUAAACCAUGACGAGAGAGGUAGCUUCGUAUCUGGGUACAAAUACUAACUUUAAGGAUUGGACAAUGCUGAUACAGCAGAACAGUUUUAUCAAUCUGACAUGUAAUGUGGAUUUCUUUUGAAAAAUGUGUUACUGUGGUAUUAUUGUAUAAUGUCCUAGGUUGGAGAAAACAGUUUAGAUACAUUUGUGAUCUUUAAUCAUGUCAAAAGGACAACAGGUAAGAAUAUUUUGUAAAAAUUGGAGUAGCACUCAGUUAUCCAUUAGCAGUGGACUGCUGUGAACUACUGGGAAGCUAAUCUGCCAUUAAUGACAUGAAACUGAAGGAUCACAAGUUCAC
Argentina anserina (silverweed cinquefoil) is the source of this 3783-nucleotide messenger RNA. RefSeq lists its product as uncharacterized. The coding region runs from base 422 to 3457 and encodes 1011 amino acids. The record is from RefSeq and is a predicted model, not a curated record. NCBI's taxonomy places the organism in Eukaryota, Viridiplantae, Streptophyta, Magnoliopsida, Rosales, Rosaceae. Gene Ontology annotation, biological process: regulatory ncRNA-mediated gene silencing. The transcript is spliced from 3 exons.